Molecule: messenger RNA, 1755 nt
Organism: Aspergillus tanneri
Lineage: Eukaryota; Fungi; Ascomycota; Eurotiomycetes; Eurotiales; Aspergillaceae
Product: flavin-containing monooxygenase
Exons: 6
Coding region: 1-1755 (584 amino acids)
Source: RefSeq, a predicted model, not a curated record
AUGGCUUCUUCUUUACGCAUCCAGAUUCAUAACUCUUACGAUGGAAAUCCUCGACCAUUCUAUCCAGUCGUGGUCAUCGGGGCUGGUGCAUCUGGUAUUGCUGCUGGAUUCCAGUUGAAGGAAAAGUAUAAUUUUGACCAAUUCCGGAUUUUCGAUCGUCUGUCAGGCAUUGGAGGUACAUGGUGGGCAAAUAAAUAUCCCGGAGUGGCAUGCGAUGUACCGACCCUUUUCUACUCGUUUUCUUUUGCGCCAAAUUAUACCACCAAAACCAUCUUUCCUUCCGGACGCGAGUACGUCGAGUACCUGUACAGCGUGGUCGAGCGUGCCGGAAUCGCAGAUAAGAUCCAGCUGAACACUGAAGUAUCCAACGUCGAGUGGAUCGAGGAGGACUCCGAAUGGGAGCUUCAAAUCAACUAUAUAAAUUCCAUCGCGAACUCCCGUCUGGAUAGAACCGAGACCGUACGAGCUAAAAUCGUCAUCAGUGCAGUUGGCAUCCUAGUUGAGCCGAACGACUGGCCCGCAGAUAUCAGAGGGCGAGACUCCUUCACCGGCCAGGUAAUCCAUUCCGCCCGAUGGCCCGCUGCUGCCAAUCUCGACGGUAAAGACGUCGUCCUGGUAGGUUCUGGCUGCAGCGCAGCGCAGAUCGCUCCCGCUCUUCUCCAAACGAACAUCAAGUCCCUGACGCAGGUUAUGCGCUCGCCACCGUGGCUGGUUCCUCGUGCAGAGGAACCCGGUGGAAAAGAAGCGUAUGCAAACUGGGCGCCGCGGAUUUAUGGUUCUGUGCCUCUACUGGGGUUUUCUAUGCGCAUGCUGCUUUGCUGGGUGUCGGAGGUGGUUUGGUAUACGGCGUUUCAGGGGAAGAAUGAUAAACUGCGUCAGAAAGAGGAGAGUUUGUCGUUGCAGCAUAUGCGCUCUAUAGCUCCAGAAAAGUACCACUCUAUACUGACGCCCAGUUACAGCCUGGGCUGUAAACGACGCGUCUUUGACAACGACUGGCUUCGAAGCAUGAGUGAUCCCCGCUUUACGCUGGUUAAUAAAUCGUGGGUUGGCGCUGAGGGAGGGAAUAUCAUGGUCGGAGGAGCAAAGGAUUCCGAGGGCUUCUCAGAGACGGAUACAUACCAUGCAGAUACUCUGAUCCUAGCGACUGGUUUCGAUGCCACGCAGUUCCUACAGCCCGUCUCCGUCCUCGGACGUCAGGGACUCUCGCUGCAUGGUUUAUGGGCUACUCGCGCCGGAGCACACGCGUACAUGGGCACUGCGGUAGACGGGUUUCCGAACUUUUUCAUGAUUAUGGGACCGAAUACGUUUGCUGGUCAUACGUCCGUGAUGAUGGGGAUUGAAAAUAGUGUUGAGUAUGUGCUUCGAUUGAUCCAGCCUGUUCUUUCUGGACAUAUGGAAACAGUUGAGCCUUCGACGGCAGCAGUGCAGAAAUGGGUCCACGAUAUCAGACGAGAUAUGAAAUCUACUGUUUUUGAAGGUUGUAAAAGCUGGUAUAAUGGUUAUGGGGGUUAUAACUCGGUCAUGUAUCCACGCUCCCAGCUAGACUUCUACCUCCGGUGCAAGUUCCCACGAUAUAGGGACUGGAAUCGUACUCUAUCCAGAAAGGGUCAGCGUCGACAACUCCGCCGACGUGCUACCAGUGUUCUUUUGGGUGCUAUUGCCUUGGCGGCAUGCUAUGGGGUGAUCAUGUAUGAGGAAGUCGGUCUCUCCGCAGAUGCUAUGGAAUAUGUGACGCAGGGGGUGCAGAGGAUAUGA